AUGACGUAUCUAUCUAUCUAUCUAUCUAUCUAUCUAUCUAUCUAUCUAUCUGAUCCAGUUAAUAUCUAUCUGUUGAACAACAACUAUCUGAUCCAGUUAAUAUCUAUCUAUCUAUCUAUCUAUCUAUCUAUCUAUCUAUCUAUCUAUGCCUUUUCAUAUCUAUAUCAUCUUUUUAUGUCAAUCUAUCUGUCAAGUCUUUUUAUCUAUCUAUCUAUCUAUCUAUCUAUCUAUCUAUCUAAGUCUCUUCAUUAUCUAUCUAUGCUUGUCUCUUCAUAUCUUUGUCAGUCUUUUUAUAUCUAUCUAUCUAUGUAUCUAUCUAUCUAUCUAUUUCAGUCUGUUCGUAUCUAUCUAUCGAUUUAUCUAUCUUCUUUCAUGGAUCUAUUUACCUAUAUAUCUAUAGUCAUUUCAUCUAUCUAUCUAUCUAUCUAUCUAUCUAUCUAUCUAUCUAUCUAUCUCAAUUACGACUUCUUCUCGUUGUGCUUGUCAUUUUUCUUCUUGUUUUUUCCAUUCUUUUCAUUCUUCUUCCCGUUCAUUUUAUUCUCCUUCCCGUUCAUCUUUACGUACUUCUCGUUCAUUUUCUCGUUCUUCAUUUUCAUCUUCUCGUUCCGUUUUUGUAUAUUCUCGUUGUCCUUUUCUCGUUGUGCUUGUCAUUUUUCUUCUUGUUUUUUCCAUUCUUUUCAUUCUUCUUCUCGUUCAUUUUAUUCUCCUUCCCGUUCAUCUUUACGUACUUCUCGUUCAUUUUCUCGUUCUUCAUUUUCAUCUUCUCGUUCCGUUUUUGUAUAUUCCCGUUGUCCUUUUCUCGUUGUGCUUGUCAUUUUUCUUCUUGUUUUUUUCCAUUCUUUUCAUUCUUCUUCCCGUUCAUUUUAUUCUCCUUCCCGUUCAUCUUUACGUACUUCUCGUUCAUUUUCUCGUUCUUCAUUUUCAUCUUCUCGUUCCGUUUUUGUAUAUUGCCGUUGUCGUUCUCGUUGUGCUUGUCAUUUUUCUUCUUGUUUUUUCCAUUCUUUUCAUUCUUCUUCUCGUUCAUUUUAUUCUCCUUCCCGUUCAUCUUUACUAAGUUCUCGUUCAUUUUCUCGUUCUUCAUUUUCAUCUUCUCGUUCCGUUUUUGUAUAUUCCCGUUGUCCUUUUCUCGUUGUGCUUGUCAUUUUUCUUCUUGUUUUUUUCCAUUCUUUUCAUUCUUCUUCUCGUUCAUUUUAUUCUCCUUCCCGUUCAUCUUUACGUACUUCUCGUUCAUUUUCUCGUUCUUCAUUUUCAUCUUCUCGUUCCGUUUUUGUAUAUUCCCGUUGUCCUUUUCUCGUUGUGCUUGUCAUUUUUCUUCUUGUUUUUUCCAUUCUUUUCAUUCUUCUUCUCGUUCAUUUUAUUCUCCUUCCCGUUCAUCUUUACGUACUUCUCGUUCAUUUUCUCGUUCUUCAUUUUCAUCUUCUCGUUCCGUUUUUGUAUAUAUUCCCGUUGUCCUUUUCUCGUUGUGCUUGUCAUUUUUCUUCUUGUUUUUUCCAUUCUUUUCAUUCUUCUUCUCGUUCAUUUUAUUCUCCUUCCCGUUCAUCUUUACGUACUUCUCGUUCAUUUUCUCGUUCUUCAUUUUCAUCUUCUCGUUCCGUUUUUGUAUAUUCUCGUUGUCCUUUUCUCGUUGUGCUUGUCAUUUUUUCUUCUUUUUUUUCCAUUCUUUUCAUUCUUCUUCUCUUCUCGUUCAUUUUCUCGUUCUUCAUUUUCAUCUUCUCGUUCCGUUUUGUAUAUUCCGUUGUCCUUUUCUCGUUGUGCUUGUCAUUUUUUCUUCUUGUUUUUUCAAUUUUUUCAUUCUUCUUCUCGUUCAUUUUAUUCUCCUUCCCGUUCAUCUUUACGUACUUCUCGUUCAUUUUCUCGUUCUUCAUUUUCAUCUUCUCGUUCCUUUUUUUUUAUUCUCGAUUACUUUCUUCUUCUUCUCAAUCAUUUGCUUUUUCACCUUCUUCUUCUUUACGUACUUCUCGUACAUUUUCUCUUUUUUUCCUUUUCAUUCUCUCGUUCUUCAUUUUCACAUUCUCGUUUUGUUUUUACAUCAUCUCGUUCUUCUUCUAUUUAUUCUUAUUCUCGUUCUAUUCCUCUUUCUUUUCGUACUUCUCAUCCAUCCUUUCAUUCAUUCAUUCAUUCAUUCAUUCUUCUUCUUCUUCUUCUUCUUCUUCUUCUUCUUCUUCUUCGUCGUCGUCGUCGUCGUCGUCGUCUCUCCUAUUCUUAUUGUUUUUUUUUCAUUGUCCAUCCAUUUUCGUAAUCAGCAACAUCUUACUCCUUUCCCUUUUUUCUUUUGCGCUCAAAAUAUCCUUUUCAGAUUUACACUAUUCAUUUUUCCUCUCUUCCUUCAUAUUUUCUUACCAUCGAUCUUCAAACCAUUCUCCCCCCACACACACCCAACCAUUCCGUAUCAGCAUUCGCAUCGCUUCGAGUGGCAACAGAGGCAGCGGCCAACGCAACACAUUUGACGUUCCUGGGCAAAUGAAAUUUUCUUUUCGCGUUUUGCACGAAGGAACUCGUCAUUACAAGAACUCGUUCGUUUAUAAUAAUCCCCUGCAGUGA
Molecule: messenger RNA, 2541 nt
Organism: Acanthosepion pharaonis
Lineage: Eukaryota; Metazoa; Mollusca; Cephalopoda; Sepiida; Sepiidae
Source: the annotation of a GenBank genome assembly